CUUUUGCGCUUGUCGUAGAAUAAAAUACGUCAUAGGUCAGAGUUAAAAACAGAAACAACAUGGAGACAGAGGAGAGAAGAAGGAGCGAAGAAUCCGCUAAAACGUCUAAAAAUGGGGGGAAAUGCGCCAAAGCACGGUCCGCUGAAGAAGAAGCAAGAAGGAGGGAGGUAGUGAAGGAGAAGUUAAGGGAGCAGCUGGAUCUGGAGAAAAGAGCCCUGGAUGUAGUGGAGCGUCUCCUGGAGGACAGCGUGGGUGAAGACUUCCUGGUUGACUGUGCAAGUUUCAUUGUUCCUGCUAAUUACACAGAUACUGUCGAGGAGAGGUUCAUUGCUAAGAUGUGUGGUUAUCCCAUAUGUUCAAAUAAACUGGGCAAGAUCCCAACUCAAAAAUACAAAAUUUCGACAAAGACCAAUAAGGUGUACGACAUCACAGAGCGCAAGUGUUAUUGUAGUAACUUCUGCUACAAAGCCUCCAAAGAGUUUGAGCUACAAAUCUCGAAUACUCCCCUUUGGCUGAGGCAGCAUGAGAGUCCUCCAGAAGUUAUAUUGAUGAAGAAAGGAGAUGGCGGGAGUUCUGGUGAGGAGGUGAAGCUGUUGGAGAAGUGUCUGGAAGAGGAGGACAUCGAGAACCCGCAUGCUGCUCCACCCGAGAACCUUCAGAGCUCUGAGCAGGGUUCUGCUGCAGCCGGCCUCACCCACAGUGAUAGCAGCGACAUUGAACAGGAGCAGGACUUCGUCUCCAGCAUGGUUUCCCAGCGGCAGGGACCCAGGGUGCACUGGGGCGACCUGCCUAAACGUACAGAUAAAGACAAGAAAGGUGAUCGAGAGAAGAUGGAGAGGCGAAAGAAACAAAUGAGAGAGGGGGGCGAAGAAGACACUGAGGGUCAUCGAGGUCAAGGUGCAGAGAGGGAGGAAAGAAUUAGAGAAAAUGAGAAUAGAUGGGAGUCCCAGUCUUGUAAAACAGAAGUUGGAACUGACGCUGUUAAAAGGCUGCCUUCAUUAAACACAGACAAUGGAGAGCAGGUGCUAGAGGAGAGGGGCCUGCCAGACGAACUCAGCGUGGAAGAGGCUACAGCUAGGCUGAAUUUGUACAAUUUAUCUCAUAAUGCUCCCCCGCCUGUUCACUCAACAGCCACACAAGCAGAGCACACAGAUCUAGUCUCUUCUCCACCAUGUGAAGACUCAAACAGCUCGACAGAAGGCAAACAUCUCCCUUCUUCAACCCUGAUCAACACGAAUCAGGAAGCCGCAGCACUGACCAGCCAGCCUGGCCUCAACAUCACCCAGGUGGGUAUGAGCAAGAGAGGGGCAGCAGGGCUGCGAGAUCUAAUCAAGACCCACGCUGCUGAAGCCAAACCCAACUCCAUCCGGCUCAAUCUCCUCGAGCGUCUGAGAAGAACGAUAAAGGACUGGAGCACCGAGGAGACCCUGAAGUUCCUGUACGGCGCUGACCGUUCACACGGCUCGCCUUUUGCUGAUGUUACAGAAGAAAAGGAGGUGAAGGAGGAGCUGGAUGAAGACGACCUUGAGGAUGAGGAUGCAGAAGGGGCGGAUGCUGUGGCGCAGAAGAGACAGUCAGCCGCAGCUCCAGACUACCAGAUGCUGCAGCAGGAGACCCAGCAGCUGGAGGUCAGGGUCAGGGAGUUUUAUAAAGGAACCUGGACUUUACCUGAGGAGGGAGAGGAGCCGCAUGGAAACAAGGUGACAGUCCAGGACCAGAGCACAAAGGACCCGACGCUCCCGCUCAUCGACUCUCAUGCUCAGCACCUCAUCCAGAAACGAAUCGCAGUGGAGAAGCUCACCAGCUGUAUCAGAAACAUUGUCGGUCCUCUGCGUCUCACCAUGAGUGACGUCUCCACUGACCUGAACAACCUGGUCAGGACAUUCAGGUUCACCAACACAAACAUCAUCCACAAGACUCCAGAGUGGACUCUCAUAGCCGUCGUGCUUCUCCAUCUGCUGUCGGGGGUGUCUCCGGUGGUGCGAGAAGCCUUACAGACGGCAGCGGAGUAUUUGAACUCCCUGAUGGAGGAGCUCGGGCUGCAGGAGCAGGACCUUCUGGACUUAGUCCGACUGUUUAACACUCCCCACACACACUAACACACACAGAGCCAGACGUGUGAAUAAUAUAUACACACUCACUGACUGAAGGAUAUAAAUGUGGCUAUCUGGCAUUUUCUGUCAUGUUUGUUUUCCAAAAAAUAAAGUUUGUUGUAAUAACUUCUGAAUCAAAA
This is a messenger RNA of Cottoperca gobio, 2233 nucleotides long. It is a transcript of the gene rpap2, whose product is annotated as RNA polymerase II associated protein 2. Lineage: Eukaryota; Metazoa; Chordata; Actinopteri; Perciformes; Bovichtidae. The transcript has 12 exons. Gene Ontology annotation, cellular component: nucleus; cytoplasm. The record is from RefSeq and is a predicted model, not a curated record. Gene Ontology annotation, molecular function: RNA polymerase II CTD heptapeptide repeat phosphatase activity; RNA polymerase core enzyme binding. Bases 60 to 2099 code for a protein of 679 amino acids.